AUGUCAUGGCGCCAUCCUCGCUCCAAGAAAUGGCACCAAAUAGACCUGAUCCUCACACGUCACAAACAGCUGUGCAGUAUUCUCAACACACGCUCAUACCACAGUGCUGAUUGUGAUACAGACGAUUCCCUAGUCUGCUGCAAGAUCAGGAUCCAGACUAAGAAACUGCAUCGAGCCAAACAACCAUGCAAACCACACAUCGACACGUCUAAGACCAAGUGGAACACCGAGCAGAGGUGGGACCAUCUCCACAAUACUAUCCAUUACACAGCCUUCUCCGUCUUCGGCAGGAAGACAGGGAUAACCGAAAACUGGUUUGAGGUGAAUGCAACAGAGAUCAGCGCCGUGAUGGAAAGGAAACGUAUUGCCUUGCUAAAUCACAGUGAUAGAAAGGAAACAUACUGCCUUGCUAAAUCACAGGCAAUAUCCAACCCAGUCAACGUUGCAGGCCUUCGGAGCAGCCAGAAGCGUGGUCCAGCGGAUAGCCAGAAAUUGUGCCAACAAAAAGACAAGUCCACUUCCAAAAGCAAACAGAUGGAAAGAUGGGUGGAACACUACUCAGACCUCUACAACAGAGAGACCAUCAUCUCAGAUGCCACUCUGGAGUAUGUUGAGCGUCUGCCUGUCAGGAAUGAGCUGGACAAAAUGCCAAACCUCGAGGAACUCAGCAGAGCCACCGACAACCUGCCCUCGGGAAAAGCACCGGGCCUAGAUGGCAUCCCAGCCGAGGUCAUAAAGAGUAGGAAGUGGCCCCUCCUCAGUCAUCUUCAUGAACUGCUUUGCCAGUGCUGGGAGGAAGGUAAAGUACCACAGGACAUGCGUAAUUGUAACAUCAUCACCUUGUAUAAGAAUAAAGGUGACCGCCGUGACUGCAACAACUAUAGAGGCAUCUCCUUGCUGAGUAAGCUCCAGGAUAAAUGUAGAGAGCAAAACCAGCCCCUGUAUGUAGCCUUUAUUGACCUUACUAAGGCCUUCGACCUUGUGAGCCGAGAUGGCCUUUUCAAAGUCCUUGAAAGGAUCGGAUGUCCAGAGAGGCUCCUGAGCAUCAUACAAUCCUUCCAUGAAGGAAUGUAG
Molecule: messenger RNA, 1074 nt
Organism: Penaeus vannamei (Pacific white shrimp)
Lineage: Eukaryota; Metazoa; Arthropoda; Malacostraca; Decapoda; Penaeidae
Source: RefSeq, a predicted model, not a curated record